AUUCGUGCUUGAGACAGACAAGCAGGCAGACGGAGUGAGGAUGCUGCUGCUGCUCUGGUAACCCCUCACCUAGAUCAUCCCUUUGUGCACAGCGCGCUGCAAGGUUGGUAUCUCAGCGCUCUGUCCAGCUGUCACCGCCUGCAUUGGUUCCCCAAGCAGACGCACGUAGGCGCGUAUCCGACCGACCAACCCCCUCUUCCCCCGGCAGACUGGAGAGCCGGCUAGCGGCGGGACAGCCAGGCAGCGACGAUCCGUUGCUGCAGCCCCGACGGGACGAACGGGACAGAGGUCUAUACCAACCGAGGAAGUGUGACACUGUGCCGAGUCCCCUCACUGUGUGCAGCAGCACCAUGGCAGCUAUGGGACCUGGGGACAGAGCUGGAGCAGGGCCAGGGAGCACGGCUGUCUGCCCGAUGGGACCAGAGGCCCGCGUCUCUACGACGACACAAAACAGCAACGAGCCAGACAUUCAGCAGAGUCUGGCGUAUACACAGGGCUGUGUCCAGGCUGAGAAAGCAUUUGUGAAGACUGGGCGCCAGAAGAGUCUGCUGCCAAGGGAGGCUGAGCGAGGCUGGAGUAACCUGCCUGGUCCCUUGCAAACUGUGGGACCCACAGUGCACCUCAGCAGUGGGUCCACUACUGGAGAUGCACCAUACAGUUUCCGCAGUCCAGAAUCAGUGGAGAUGGAUGAGAUCAUGGCAGCCAUGGUUCUGACCAGUCUUUCCUGCAGCCCCAUGGUCCAGAAUCCUCCACAAACAGAUCCUGGACCAGCUGGCUCAUCGUCACCGGCUGACAUGGAGUGUGGUGGCGGCGAGCUCUCCGACAGCGGCAGCAGCGGCUACUGGAGCUGGGAUCACGGCAAUGUGAGUCCCGCUCCCUCGCCGUCCGUCACUGAGAUGGACAGCAGCCCUGAUGAAGGCUUACAUAUGGAACUGGAGCAGGGAGAGGAGCUUAAUGCCAAAAAGCCAAAGAGCUCUUUCAGAGGUGUCUACAAGUGUCUGUGGCCCAGCUGUGGCAAGGUGCUAACGUCUUCGGUGGGAAUAAAAAGACAUAUUCGUGUGCUGCAUCUGGGUGGAUCAGAUCAGUCUCAGAGGGAAGAGGACUUCUACUACACCAAGAUCUCCUGUGAGACUGUGGACACCAGCUCCGCUCCAGCUCCCUCCCAGCAGGUUCUGGCCCAGGCCUCGUCCUCUCAUCUCAGCUGGGCUUCCUGUGGUUCUCCUCCUGCCUUGGGGCUCCAGAUCCCCCCAGCUCACAGGCCCAGGUCCAACUCCAGCUCCGGGCCUGUCCCUAGCAGGCCCAGUCCACUCAGCCAGUCUGCCCCCAGCAGCUUCUGGCAGAUCCACUCAGAGCAUCUCUAUCAGGCCUGUAGCCCCGUCCAGGUAUCUGUGGCCUCCAGAGGACCCAACUGCCAGGGUUGGACACCUUCCUCUUCCAUCUCUGGCCAAAGUAACACUCCGAUGGUGAAACCUCGCUGCCGGUCAGUCAGUGUUGGGGAACAGUGGCUCCAGCAGAGCAAGCUGCAGCCUAUGAGUGCAUCGCCUUCUCGCACCCACUGCUCCUUCAGGAAGGGUCGCGGGGAGGCCAAAAAAUGUCGCAAAGUGUACGGAGUGGAGCGCAAGGAUCAGUGGUGCACCGCCUGCCGCUGGAAAAAAGCCUGCCAACGCUUCCCCGACUAAAAACGGCUGCGGGAUGGGAAGAGUGUGAGAGUCAAAGAGCUGGAUGGAUGAAUGAGUGAUAAAAUAAACUUUUAGUAAAAGGAGGAUAGAAAUCAGGGCCUGAGAGCCAUAACAAAAAAACAACUGUUCUUUUACUACAUGUGUUUUUUACUUUAAAACUGUUUUGUUUCUUUCCUAAAGAAAUGCAAAUGGAAUUUUCUGUAUCUUUGUAACUUGAUCCUGAAAGCUGAAGUCUGCGAUGGUGCUAACUGUCUGACUGACUUUGACCAUGUGAUGUGCUAAGCCUACAAUACUCUCCUACUUUAUCCAAAGGUAAUAGUACUGCCCCUGUAGCUCCACUGUAUUAGAUGGCUAUUUGGCUGUUUUCUUUACUCCAAUCCUCUCUUCCAGUGGUUAUACAGUGGUUAUGAUGUACAUUAUAUUGUGUGCUUUGAGUUAUGUACGAGUAUUUUAUACCUUUUUUUAUUGUCUUGUUCAGCCCGUGUAUUUGGGCAGGUUAUUUUUUUUCUUUCUUUUUUUGGAAUUUUCAUGUUUUUUGGCACUUUGUUGGAAUAUAAACUCACAAGAAUAAGCUACAUUUGGUUCAAUUCAACCAAGUUCCUAUUUCCUUCCUGCCCAUGUGUUGGCAUACAACCAGUGUUAAUGGUUUUAUCCGUGAAGCUAUGGAGUCAUGGCGAUGGGAUUAGCAUUAGGGAAAUGAGUUUGUAAUAGCAAUAAAAAAAGAGGAAAUAUAUUGUCAAACACAAAUUAAAAAGCACUGAGAAUUUGAAA
This is a messenger RNA of Scatophagus argus, 2450 nucleotides long. RefSeq names its product zinc finger protein 395b (gene znf395b). The record is from RefSeq and is a predicted model, not a curated record. Gene Ontology annotation, cellular component: nucleus. Gene Ontology annotation, biological process: regulation of transcription by RNA polymerase II. Bases 351 to 1679 code for a protein of 442 amino acids. NCBI's taxonomy places the organism in Eukaryota, Metazoa, Chordata, Actinopteri, Scatophagidae. The transcript is spliced from 10 exons. Gene Ontology annotation, molecular function: RNA polymerase II cis-regulatory region sequence-specific DNA binding; DNA-binding transcription factor activity.